AAUAAAUAGGGCAGAAGCGGAAGUCCCGCCCCUUUUCCUUCUUCUCUUGUAGGCUGUGUUCCGCCGGGAGAAUGCCUCGCAAAAUUGAAGAGAUUAAAGAUUUCCUGCUGACGGCCAGGAGGAAGGAUGCAAAAUCUGUUAAGAUCAAGAAGAACAAGGACAAUGUGAAGUUUAAGGUGCGCUGCAGCAGAUACCUGUACACACUCGUCAUCACCGACAAGGAGAAGGCCGAGAAGCUCAAACAGUCUCUGCCCCCUGGUCUGGCGGUGAAGGAGUUGAAGUAGACGCUUCACUUGUACAAAAAUGUUGUAAUAAAAAUUUGUAAAAUCUA
Molecule: messenger RNA, 331 nt
Organism: Ictalurus furcatus (blue catfish)
Lineage: Eukaryota; Metazoa; Chordata; Actinopteri; Siluriformes; Ictaluridae
Gene: rpl38
Product: ribosomal protein L38
Exons: 5
Coding region: 72-284 (70 amino acids)
Biological process (GO): protein-RNA complex assembly; translation
Cellular component (GO): ribosome; cytosolic large ribosomal subunit
Molecular function (GO): structural constituent of ribosome
Source: RefSeq, a predicted model, not a curated record